UUGAUAUCUUAACAUACCAUGCACAAUUUGUGAAUAAUUUUUUUUGCCGGCGUUCGUGUUUCAGAAAAAUAAGAUUAAAAACAAAUAUAUAAAAUGAAAUUAGUAAGAUUUCUAAUGAAGCUUAGUCACGAGACUGUGACCAUCGAGCUGAAGAAUGGAACUCAAAUACACGGUACCAUAACAGGCGUAGAUGUGGCCAUGAAUACUCACCUCAAGAGUGUCCGGAUGACCAUCAAGAACAGAGAUCCUGUUCACCUGGAGUCUUUGAGCAUCCGUGGCAACAAUAUAAGAUACUUUAUACUGCCGGACAGCUUGCCAUUGGAAACAUUGCUGAUAGAUGACACCCCGAAAUCGAAGACAAAGAAGAAGGACAGCGGUCGCGUUGGUAAUCGUGGCAGAGGAAGAGGCGCGCGAGGACGUGGAGGACCCAGAGGACGCGGCCGAGGCAGGGGAGGAUCAAACCGACGUUGAUUUUGUAACUCCUACAUUUAAUAAAACUAAACAAAAGAAAACAUUUUAGAUACAUGUCUGUUGAAUUUACUCAAACAGUAUUUAUUUAUAAAAACAAAGCUGUUUAACUGGAGAUCCAUCUGAAAAGUAAUUCAAUAAAACGAAUAGAAUAUUACUUGUGGAUUUGCAUAUAAAA
Molecule: messenger RNA, 646 nt
Organism: Drosophila obscura
Lineage: Eukaryota; Metazoa; Arthropoda; Insecta; Diptera; Drosophilidae
Gene: SmD1
Product: probable small nuclear ribonucleoprotein Sm D1
Exons: 2
Coding region: 94-471 (125 amino acids)
Biological process (GO): RNA processing; spliceosomal snRNP assembly
Cellular component (GO): U12-type spliceosomal complex; U1 snRNP; U5 snRNP
Molecular function (GO): RNA binding
Source: RefSeq, a predicted model, not a curated record